Pelodiscus sinensis (Chinese soft-shelled turtle) is the source of this 402-nucleotide messenger RNA. Lineage: Eukaryota; Metazoa; Chordata; Testudines; Trionychidae. The record is from RefSeq and is a predicted model, not a curated record.
GGAUUCUGGGAAGGUGGUGAUCUGGAGUAUGGCUCCUGUCCUCAAAGAGGAUGAUGAAAAGAAUAAAAAUAUUCCCAAAAUGCUUUGUCAGAUGGACAAUCACCUAGCCUGUGUGAACUGCGUGCGGUGGUCAAAUAAUGGGGUUUAUUUGGCGUCGGGGGGUGAUGACAAACUGAUCAUGGUGUGGAAACGAGCUGCGUACAUUGGACCUAGCACCGUGUUUGGUUCCAGUAGUAAACUUGUUAAUGUAGAACAGUGGAGAUGUGUUUCAAUUCUCAGAAUCCAUUCAGGGGGUAAGUGAAAAGGUGCAGAAUAAAUCUGAAUAGAGCAUAUUGAAAAAAAUUGUAUUUGUUGACAUUGUUUUGUUUUUGUUUUUUUUUGUUAACAAUCAGUUGGUCAUAA